GUUCGUAACGAAAGGCUUAGUACACGGGGACGACCUGUUCUAGGGCGUUGCUUAGGACGGCAAUACCAGUUAGUAGGGAGCAGACAGUAAGCCAGAAGGAGGCCUGCUGCUGCAGGAGCCAUGUUUUUCCAAUCAGGAUGUGAGAAUGGAGACAUAGACAGCGUGGUCAGUGAAACUGAAGAAGAGCCAUUCAGUCUGCUGGAAAACAUUUCACAGCUAACACUGUCAUCAGAUGGGGUGCUAGAUGAGGUGUGGCUGGCUGACAGCUGCCUGUCAUACGCCGACCGCUCGUCCGUGACGUCGGCCUCCGACACGGACCUCUCCCCGGACGGGACCCUCGCCGCCAGGUCCGGGGACUCAGAGGAGGAGCCAACAGCCGGGGGCGACACGGCGCCCCGCUGCCAUGGCCUGAACAACCUGAGCACCGUCUAUGAGCGGAGCGGUGACGCCACGGGUGAUGGGAGCCUUAACGCCACCUGCGAGCCCGACGUGGCCAGCAUGGCGUCUGACUGCCAGUCACGCUGGUCUGACUUCGUGUCGUCAGACGAGGAGUACUUCACAGCCGACGGCGGCUCGAGCGCACCGCCGGCCGCCGAGCUAGCGCGCCGACUGCGCGAGCUGGGCUACUCGCCGGGCCCAGUAACGGCCGACACGGUGUCGCUCUACCGGCGCCGGCUGGCGCAGCUGGAGGAGCACGCCGCCCGCUUCACGCCGCAGCUGGACGCCUGUCUCCGUGCGGCGCCUGCGCAACUGGGUCGGCUGGCAGCGCUGGAGGAGAGCGCUGCCGCGCGCCGCUCCUGCUUCAACUAUCUGCUGCUGGACCCACGCGUCACGGCGCGCGGCGGGUCGGGCGGGCCUCUGCCGUUCGCCACCUUCGUCGGCGCCGUGUUCUACGUGGGUAAGGGGCAACAGAGACGGCCAUACAGCCACCUGGUGGAGGCGACCGGCGCGCCGGGCGCCGCCGCCUGCGCCAAGGUGGAGCACAUCCGCGCCAUAUGGCGCGCCGGCUUCGGGGUGGUGCUGCUGUGCGUGUUCCAGCACCGGCUGUCGGCCGAGGCGCUGACACGCGAGGCGGCCAUGAUCGACGCCAUUGGGCUGGCCAACCUAACCAACGUGCGGCGGGGCGAUUACUACGGCCCGCCCAAGGGCUGGACGUCGGCAGAGCGCCGCCAGCUGGGCGCGGGCCUGCUUCACAAGGCCUGGCGCAUCUACCUGGUGGAGGGUGAGACUCAGCUGAAGCCCGAGGACAUCGGCAAGUGAUCCUCUGACCCGCGCGGCCGGGCGGCAGACCCGACUGAAGCCCGAGGACAUCGGCAAGUGAUCCUCUGACCCGCGCGGCCGGGCAGGCAGACCCGACUAAAGCCUGAAGGAUAUCAGCAGGUGAUCCCCUGACCCGCGCGGCCGGGCGGCAGACCCGACUGAAGCCCGAGGACAUCGGCAAGUGAUCCUCUGACCCGCGCGGCCGGGCAGGCAGACCCGACUAAAGCCUAAGGAUAUCAGCAGGUGAUCCCCUGACCCGCGCGGCCGGGUGGACCCGGUGGACUCGCGUGACGUGUGUGCACCGCUCGAAGUGGCCUUUGCAAGUGCCUUUUUUCACCGUGCCAGUAGUCUAUGGCUCAAGCGCUUUCAUUCGGGAGAGCGACUUGGUGAGACAUGGCCAUUGACAGCAAUGAUCGCAUCCCUUUCAGCGCGAAGGGCUCGUAGAGGAUUGCUUUAGACGCCUUGGAUACUUUUUCUGCCGGCCGUUAAGCAGUGAAGUCUUGUUGACGCGCGGGGCUGGGCUCCGAGUGCUGCUUGGCUGUGGUGAGCUAUUCUGUAUCGUUAUCGGGAUGAUUUUUGGUAGUCGUUGUCACCACAUCGUCAUUGUCACUAUAGUAACAGAUUGGGACGCACACCAUGUCACCAAAUAGCCACCGCCCGGUUCCUCGCGGCUGCACCCACGAUUGGUAGUAAUGGCAAGCGCUCAGCUUAAUAGCUAUUUGAUUGUGCUACUCUAUGUGAUGCGUGUUUGAGAGACGGUCCAAAGAAUUACCAAAGAGGCUGUCGCCCCGACGUAAGCGGGGCAUACGAGUUGUUAUUGGGUUAUAAAUGGAUUCCACGCUUGUGCUCUGUUCGUGGAGCAACCAGAUUGUUUCGUCAUUAUUUGAUCUCAAGACUGCAUCAACAUAAGACGGUGUCGCAUUUCGAUCGGUUCAAGUGUGAGGAGUCCAUUUACAAUGAUCGUUGUUGGGAGACACAUAUCACAAUAU
This is a messenger RNA of Pollicipes pollicipes, 2249 nucleotides long. RefSeq names its product ankyrin repeat and LEM domain-containing protein 1. The transcript has 3 exons. The record is from RefSeq and is a predicted model, not a curated record. Gene Ontology annotation, cellular component: nucleoplasm; cytoplasm. The coding region runs from base 121 to 1260 and encodes 379 amino acids. NCBI's taxonomy places the organism in Eukaryota, Metazoa, Arthropoda, Thecostraca, Pollicipedomorpha, Pollicipedidae. Gene Ontology annotation, molecular function: DNA endonuclease activity. Gene Ontology annotation, biological process: double-strand break repair via homologous recombination; resolution of meiotic recombination intermediates.